UUUGCCGUAUUUAAUUAAGCAGGAAAGUAUAAUUAAUUAGGAGAAAUUGUAAUUAAUUAAUAUAAACUCCAACACCAAACAAUAAUUGUACCUGCCAAGUACGCCCUUCUGUACUGUGUACCCACCUUUCUUUCCUUUAUUUAUUUAUAACCCCCCACUCCCCCUUCUCUCUCUCUCCUCAUCUCCUCCCACACUUUCUCUCACUAGAAAAUAAGAAGAACAUUACAACAACUCUCUCUAAUUCUCUCACUUCAUUAUUCCGAUAAUCGAUUUCAAUUUUCAAUUUUCUCAAUUGCAAAUUAUAUAACAUGAAGAAGUUGAUGAGGAAAUUCUCCAGAGUUGCCGAUUCCUCGCAGUACAGCUUGCUCAGAUCUCAUUCCAGGCUGGCACACAGAGCGGAGUCCUUCCGGAAGAGGUCCGGCGGCGUGCCGGAGGGACACCUGCCGGUGUACGUCGGAGACGAGAUGGAGAGGUUCGUCGUCAGCGCCGAGCUGUUGAACCACCCGAUUUUUGUGAAGCUGCUGAACAAAUCCGCGGCGGAGUACGGCUACGAGCAGCAAGGCGUGCUCCGGAUCCCCUGCCACGUGUUCCUCUUCGAGCGCGUCCUGGAGGCGCUGCGCCUCGGCGGCGGCGAGUCGAUUCACCUUCUGGACUCUCUCUCCGAUGAGUUGUAGUAGUCACCAAACGACGCCGUGUUGAGUAUCUUUUUUUUUUCUUUUUUUAAAUGACCGAAAAGAUUCCCGGUGAUGAUAUAUAAUUAAUAUUUAUAUAUCUUUUUUUCUUUUUUCUUUUUUCUUUAUUUAUUUUCCUUUUUUUUUUCUGCUUCUCGGUUGUAAUUAAACACUUUGUGAUGAAACAAAGUGGAGAAGCAAAAAAAGUGUUUAGGGUUUUGUUUAAAGGAUUAAUUAAUUAAUGAAUUAGAAGUAUUUUUAGUUGGAUUUUUC
Messenger RNA from Erythranthe guttata (spotted monkey flower), 944 nucleotides. Its product is annotated as auxin-responsive protein SAUR71-like. NCBI's taxonomy places the organism in Eukaryota, Viridiplantae, Streptophyta, Magnoliopsida, Lamiales, Phrymaceae. The record is from RefSeq and is a predicted model, not a curated record. Gene Ontology annotation, biological process: response to auxin.